AUGCUGCAUCGUUCAGGCUCGCUAGUCGUCCUCCGUUUCGUCGCCAUGGUCGGGCACUUUUUCGCUGCGCUUGUCUUCACCUUCUCGAGGAGAGACAACGUCGUUGUCGCCCUCAAGUUUGACUACACCGACGCGGAGAUAGACGAUGGCGUGCACGAAGCCAGUGUAGCCUCCGCCCUCAUCUUGUCGUGCUUUGCGAUAGAGGCAGUCGCCUUUUUCGGCGGCUUCUCACUCUUUUCGGCUCUCCUCACGCUGCUGCACCUCACGUGCCAUACGAUUGGUGGCAUCCUGCUCGCGCUCGUCGUCCUGACCAAGGCGCACUACCAGUGGGCCUGGUAUAUCUUCGCCUUCUUUUCGGCGGUGCCAGCAGCUGCCGACCUGUGUGCGGUGAUUUCAAUGUGCAUCCACCGAGACAAGCGCUGGUAA
This is a messenger RNA of Emiliania huxleyi CCMP1516, 426 nucleotides long. RefSeq lists its product as hypothetical. Gene Ontology annotation, biological process: protein localization to ciliary transition zone; non-motile cilium assembly. NCBI's taxonomy places the organism in Eukaryota, Haptophyta, Isochrysidales, Noelaerhabdaceae. The coding region runs from base 1 to 426 and encodes 141 amino acids. Gene Ontology annotation, cellular component: MKS complex. The transcript has 2 exons. The record is from RefSeq and is a predicted model, not a curated record.